GUGGAGUACGUGAUAAAGUGCGACAUGUCGUCCCUGCAGAGAGUUCUCUACAGACACAUGCAGGCCAAGGGAGUGCUGCUCACUGACGGCUCAGAAAAAGACAAGAAGGUGAGAAGAGAAGACUUAUUAUUAUUAUUAUUAUUAUUAUUAUUAUUAUUAUUAGAGCACAUCGAGGAGUCUUUCUCUGAGCAUCUCGGCUACUCUGGAGGAGUCGUGAGCGGCCCCGACCUGUACCGCGCCUCUGGUAAAUUUGAGCUGCUGGAUCGAAUCCUGCCAAAGCUUUGUGCCACCAACCACAAAGUACUGCUCUUCUGUCAGAUGACCACGCUCAUGACCAUCAUGGAGGACUACUUCGCCUUCCGAGGCUUCAAGUACCUGCGUCUGGACGGAACCACUAAGGCAGAGGACCGUGGGAUGCUCCUGAAGACCUUCAACGACCCUGCCUCGGACAACUUUGUGUUCCUGCUCAGCACCAGGGCUGGAGGUCUGGGCCUCAACCUGCAGUCGGCUGACACCGUGGUCAUCUACGACAGCGACUGGAACCCACAUCAG
Notothenia coriiceps (black rockcod) is the source of this 552-nucleotide messenger RNA. RefSeq names its product transcription activator BRG1-like. The annotation marks the transcript as partial. The transcript has 4 exons. NCBI's taxonomy places the organism in Eukaryota, Metazoa, Chordata, Actinopteri, Perciformes, Nototheniidae. The record is from RefSeq and is a predicted model, not a curated record.